Messenger RNA from Fraxinus pennsylvanica, 573 nucleotides. The record is from the annotation of a GenBank genome assembly. Lineage: Eukaryota; Viridiplantae; Streptophyta; Magnoliopsida; Lamiales; Oleaceae.
AUGAAAGAGACUUCUAACAACGAAUUAAUUCGAGUUCUAAGUCGAAGAGCUUCUAAUUUUGUUGUGAAAUCAGUUCCAUUCGAAUCAGAAGGCACGGUUUUGUUGGUGCUGGCAGGAGUACUCAAAUUUUCAGGGACCCAUGGCUGCCCCGUCAAUGGCCUUUUGGUCAUAUACAACGCCUACUGGCGAGGUGGGUUCGGUUACGGAGUUGUUAUCAGCCACAUCUGCAGGGGAUACGGAAAAAGUGCAAGUUUAUUUGCUCCAGACAAUUUUGUUCGAAAAUUUUGCACGAUUUUUGCUCGAUCUCUGUACGAACUUCAUAGAAAUUUAUCUCCAAUGUAUGAGUGGAAUUCUGAAGAAAGGAAGAUGAAAAAGUGUCUAAUAGUGGGUAAAGUUGCCGAUGAGACCAUUAGACCAAAUGUACAUUCCGAAGAAAUGAGGAUGACAGUAAUCAACUUCAUUCAGACACUAUUCACGCAAUUUGGAACUGAGGUUUUUCCUUUUGGCUUGUUUUCUCUAAAGACAUACCUUCCUGAUGGUGACAUUGAUCUGACUGCCAUUAGUGAUUAUUGA